GGUUUUUCAGAUUUUCUGGUUCACAGCUUGACCCAGAAUCUUAUCCAAUCCAAUGAAUCCAGAGAAAAAACACCUCUCUCUCUGAAUAUACUCAAGAAGAGGAACUCACUCUCGCUUUGAUUCUCACCUCAAAGCCAUGGAAGCUAUUCUCCUCCGUUUCUAUACCACCACUGAUGGCGGCGGCGGUGGUGGAACGAGUAGAAGAACCAUUUCUCAAAUCCAUAUGAUGACUUCUACUCAUUUCUAUUUCUAUAACACCACCACCAACAUCAAGAACAGCAGGCUUAUUCAUUCUCGAAUUCUCUCAUCAUCUUCAUCCAAAACCUUAAUUUCAAUACCUCAAAAACCGUCUCAUUUCCCCAAAUUCGUCGAUGAUGAUAGUAAUGAAAAUCCCCAAAUUGCAAAUCCCACCACCAGCAGAAUUGAUAUCUUCAGAGAAAAACUCCUCUACUUGGAUUCAAUUGGAAUUGAUAUCUUCUCCAUUCUAAAACAACAGGAAGAAGAACAAAACGAUGGGAAAUAUGAAGAAGAAUUCAACACACUCAAUCUAAUUGUUUCAUCUUCUCUCGAUGAUAUGAAAUCAACUAUUGAUUUCAUAAGAUCAAUGGGUUUCAGUUCAAUUGAAUUCCGUAGGAUUUGUGGUAUGUGUCCUGAAAUACUUGCAUUUAAAGUUUCAGAAGUUAUUCCUGUAUUCACAUUCUUAUUAAGGGAAGCUAAAGUGAUGGGUUCUGAUAUUCGGAAAGUCAUCAAUCGAAGACCUAGAUUGCUAGUCUGCAAUGUCGAGAAGCGUCUGCGUCCGACAUUAUACUUCUUGCAGAGCAUUGGGAUAGCUGAGGUACAUAAACAUACAUCUUUACUGUCUUGCAGUGUUGAGGAUAAGUUUAUACCAAGGAUUGAGUAUUUGGAAAACAUUGGUUUUACUAAUGCUGAUGCUCUUUCAAUGUUGAGGAGAUUCCCGCAGUUGUUUUGUUAUAGUCUUAAGAAUAAUUUUGAGCCUAAAUUCGAUUACUUUUACCGCGAAAUGGGAAGGGAUUUAAAAGAGUUGAAGGAGUUUCCUCAGUAUUUUUCGUUUAGUUUAGAGAAUAGGAUCAAACCUAGGCAUUUGUGUUGUGUAGAGAAAGAUGUUCAUUUUCCACUUCCUGUAAUGUUAAAGACUUGUGAUACACAGUUUAGUGAUACAUUGGAGGUAUGUGGUAGUUCUUCUUUGCCUUUGAGAACUUCUCCAUUGUGGUGUACAAGUACAGAUUCCUAUAAUUCAAUACCAUGUUAACUUUCA
Molecule: messenger RNA, 1276 nt
Organism: Papaver somniferum (opium poppy)
Lineage: Eukaryota; Viridiplantae; Streptophyta; Magnoliopsida; Ranunculales; Papaveraceae
Product: transcription termination factor MTEF1, chloroplastic-like
Exons: 1
Coding region: 137-1270 (377 amino acids)
Biological process (GO): regulation of DNA-templated transcription
Molecular function (GO): double-stranded DNA binding
Source: RefSeq, a predicted model, not a curated record